This is a messenger RNA of Talaromyces atroroseus, 3576 nucleotides long. RefSeq lists its product as hypothetical. The transcript has 3 exons. Gene Ontology annotation, molecular function: GDP-Man:Man(1)GlcNAc(2)-PP-Dol alpha-1,3-mannosyltransferase activity; DNA binding; alpha-1,3-mannosyltransferase activity. Lineage: Eukaryota; Fungi; Ascomycota; Eurotiomycetes; Eurotiales; Trichocomaceae. The coding region runs from base 1 to 3576 and encodes 1191 amino acids. The record is from RefSeq and is a predicted model, not a curated record.
AUGGACAGAUCCAACAUCAUCAUCAUCCACCCGGACCUCGGCAUCGGCGGCGCCGAACGCCUCAUCAUCGACGUCGCUCUCGCGCUCCAAAACCGUGGCCACCAAGUCACCAUCUACACAUCGCACCGCGACAAAUCGCACUGUUUUGAGGAAGCGCGGGAUGGCACGCUUGAUGUCCGGGUGCGCGGAAAUACGCUCUUCCCGCCAUUGCUAUUUGGCAGGUUUCAUUUGUUGAUGGCUUCGUUGCGCCAGUUACAUUUGACUGUUUCUGUGCUGGCGGAGAUGGGACGGACGGGGAAAAAGAUAGCUACCUCGAGUGGGCAAGAAAAAUAUCAGAAUGACGUGUUUAUUAUCGACCAGUUACCGGCUUGUGUGCCCAUACUGAAGAGCUUGGGCGAACGAUAUAUGCGGACAGCAGGUGGUAAACAGCGGAUACUGUUCUACUGCCAUUUCCCGGAUCAAUUGCUCGCGCGGCGCAAUGAAGGUAAUCUGGCUUUGUGUCUGCUCAAGGAGGCUUAUCGAUACCCGCUGGAUUGGUUUGAAGGGUGGGCGAUGAGUGCUUCGGACAAGGUUGUUGCGAACUCGAGGUUUACGCGCGGGGUUGUCAGGCGUGUCUUUGGAUCGGGCCGGUUGGGAGAUGUCAAGGUUGUUUACCCGUGUGUUGAUACGAAGGAGUCGUCGGCGCUUUCUUUUGAAAAGGAAGUUGUGAAGGAAGGGACUUUAUGGGAUGGGAAGAAGAUUCUUCUGAGCAUUAAUCGGUUCGAGCGCAAAAAGGGUAUUGAUUUGGCGAUUCGUGCGUAUAAUGGGCUUUCUAAGGAAGAUCGGAUAGGAACUCGUUUGGUAAUUGCAGGUGGUUAUGAUAAUCGCGUUCAGGAAAACGUCCAAUAUCACAAGGAGCUCGACGAGCUAGCAACCGGGCUAGGCUUGCAGACAGCCACCUCCACAACCGUCAUAUCAGCGCUUUCAAUACCGGACUCGAUUGACGUUCUGUUUCUCCUUUCAGUGCCCUCUGCAUUCAGAGAUACACUGCUUCACAAUGCAAAGUUACUUCUUUACACUCCUGUCAACGAGCAUUUCGGCAUCGUCCCCGUCGAGGCAAUGCAUGCCGGUUUACCUGUUCUAGCUUCGAACACCGGUGGUCCGUUAGAGAGUGUUAUCGAGGGCGAGACGGGUUGGUUGCGAGACGCUACACAAGUCGAUGAUUGGACUGCCAUCAUGCACAAAGUGCUAUUAGAGACGACAGACGAAGAAUUCGCGAGGAUGGCUGCCAACGGCAAAAGGAGGGUUGAAGACGAAUUCUCACUACGCGCGUUGGAGGAUAAGCUCGAAGAUGAGAUUAAGGAUAUGCUUGAGUCGUCCAGACGGCCGUUUGAGAGUCUGCAAUAUUUUCUAAUUGCUUUCUUCUUGCUGGGUAUUGUUGGCGCAAUUAGUGUUGCUCUAUUUCUGCGGAGACGAUCUUUGGAAAUCCAUCAAGUACGUGCAGCACAGCAGAAAAUGCCCGAGGUCAUUGACCUGAUCAACUCAACGCCGCCGCAUCCCUCACAGUCGCAGCCUCCGCCAUCAACCCAGCCGCGAGCUUUCCUCUCCCCUCACAGGUCUGGCGCAGUUCCAGCAAGCUCACCACACUUCCUAUCUGAUGAUGUCGACUCAUCUUUAUUCGCCUUUGACGAUCCUGCGCGCUCAGUGAAGAAGCGAAAAUUAACUCCGCCCACCGAGACAGGCCCCCCUCAAACCAGGGCGUCGCAGCAUAUCGCCAGCGAUUAUUCCCUCUUUACAUUUUCUGAUGACAUUGACUCGCCGGCUUUACCCUACGUAAGCAGGACAACGAAUACUACCGCCGCUGUUGCUGCUAUUACUACUGGUGUUGAGACGGGUAAAUCAGCAACCAGAGCGAAAACGUACAAAUGGGAUGGCGAUGAAUCGGAUCCAAUUGUGUUCACGUCUUCUGCGCCGGAGCGAACGACAACAAGAGAAAGGCAGCAGACAAGACUCGGAAAGCCAUCGAGUAAUGGCUCUAAAGCUGUCAGCAACACCACCAAAACUGCGCCGUCGGUCAUCGAUAUAAUUGACGACGGGGAUGAGAUUGAGGAAUGGAGUGACCCUUUCAAUACAUUGCCGGAGGAUUCAUCAGAUAAACUCUUGGACAAUAUGCGGCCUUCAUUGAAACCAUCUUAUUCUGAGCGGACUGCAGCGUUGUUAGCGGACCUCCGCAAUGAGGAUAAAGUCAAGAACCCCGCUACUACUUCAUCAAGAUCAUCGAGGAAGCCCGUGUCUAGAGGAAAUUUUGAUUUCGGCUCCGACAGCGAAUCACUCUCGGAUGUACAUCUUGAAAAACAACAUAAGGCGAAGAGGAAACCUAAGAUUAAUAAUACGGAGGACAAAGCGGCUAAGGCGAAGGAGCGCGAGGCAAACAAAGAGCAACGCAAGCGAGAAAAGGAGGCCGAGAAGGAGGCAGAAAAGGAACGAAAGCGGCUGCAGAAAGAGGAGAAAGCCAAAGAAAAGCAGUUGGCUGCGGAUAUCGCCGAAGUGAACAAAUCAAAGUCUCACAAGAAGGAGUCGAUGCCUGAAAUGAUUGUAGACAUGGCAAGGACUUUCGAGGGAACUAGUGUUGGAAAUCAGGUGAUUGAAUACGUGAAAAACCUGGGCGCUGAACAUAACUUCUUUCAGAGCGCGAUAGCGAACGUCGUCAAGUGGCGUCGGAAGAAGAAAUCCAACUAUAAUGAAGACGCAGGGCGCUGGGAACCAUGUCAGCCGUAUAUCGCAUCGGAGGAUCACGUAUUGUGCAUGCUCUCGGCUCAAGAAUUCGUUAAUAUGGUUGUCUCCGAUCCGUCGGCGUCAUACGCCGAUGAAACAGAAACACUUAACGGUCAUGUACGAACUCUGAAAACCGCAUAUUCUAAUUGCAAACCUAUAUACCUGAUUGAAGGUUUGACAGCAUGGAUGCGAAGGAACCAGAAUUCCCGCAACAGGGCCUAUCAAGCUGAGGUGCUGCGGCAAAUCAACAACAUCAGCAGCUUGAGUGACCCUUCCGGAAAUGCUGCUACUACCACUAGCAAGCGCGGUCGGAAAACUAAGACGUCCAAAAAACCCGAGGACACCCCUCUUGUAGCUGAUGAUACGAUUGAAGACGCGCUUCUCGAACUGCAGGUGACUCACAACUGCCUAAUCUACCACACAAGCACGCCAGGCGAGACGGCAGAAUGGAUUAAAAACUACAGCGAACACAUCUCCACCAUCCCGUAUCGGCGUGUGCAAAUGGAGAACUACGACGGCGCCGCAUUCUGCAUGGAAACGGGCCAGGUAAAGACAGGCGAAGACAAACUCGACACUUUCGUCAAAAUGCUACAAGAAGUCAACCGCGUCACGGCGCCCAUGGCAUACGGUAUAGCUAACAGGUACCCUAGUGCGGUUGAUCUGCUAGAUGCAAUGAAGAGACAAGGCCCGACGAUGCUAGAGAAUGUUCGCAAGUCGGCUAACAAGAAUGGCGCGUUGACGGAUUCCAGGAUUGGGCCGGCCGUUAGCAAGAGACUGUACAAGGUUUUUAUGGGCUUGGAUGAGACCUCGGUGGAUAUUUGA